Molecule: messenger RNA, 1041 nt
Organism: Radiomyces spectabilis
Lineage: Eukaryota; Fungi; Mucoromycota; Mucoromycetes; Mucorales; Radiomycetaceae
Exons: 4
Coding region: 1-1041 (346 amino acids)
Source: RefSeq, a predicted model, not a curated record
AUGAACGAUAUUACUGCUUACGCCGAAAAGGCUCAAGAUUACUUGUUGAAUGGCACACUCACAGUACAAAAUCAUGUUAUUCCUAUGCGCUACGUAACUGGUGCCUUGGGAGGUUUGCUGGGUCUUUACGGAGUGAAGCGCUACUUCAAUGGCGGAUGGGAUUACGACAAGUGUGACCUGGAAGGAAAGGUCGCCAUUGUCACUGGAGCGAAUGCUGGUAUUGGAAAAGCCACGGCCAUGGACUUGGCCAAACGUCAUGCCACGGUCAUCAUUGCCUGUCGCGACUCGAAGAAAUCGCAUCAAGCGUUGGCCGAGAUUCAGAAAGUAUCCAAGAAUACCCAAGUGUUCCUUGAACCACUCGAUUUGAGCGAUUUGGCAUCCGUACGCGCGUUUGUCGAUCGUUUCUUAGCCAGAGGACUUCCUUUGCACAUCCUCAUUAAUAACGCCGCCGUUCUUGUACCCGAGCGAAAAUCAACAAAGGAUGGAUUUGAGAUGCAGUUUGGUACCAAUCAUCUUGGUCAUUUUCUGUUGACUGAACUGUUACUACCCACACUUGAAAAGUCGGCGCCUUCAAGAGUGGUCAAUGUCAGCAGCGGCGCUUUUCUCCACGGAACCAUGAAUUUCGACGAUCUUCAUGCCGAAACCAAGUAUGGUGCCUGGACAGCCUAUUCGCAGUCCAAGUUUGCCAACGUCUUGUAUGCCAAUUAUCUUGACCGAAAGCACCGCUCCAAAGGUAUUAUUGCCAAUUCGUGUCAUCCAGGGGCUGUACGUACUACGCUAGGUCGUUAUUUAGCUGAAAAGGCAUGGUGGUGUCUUCCCAUUUUGGCCUUAUUGUAUCCUUUAUACUACCUCACGUUCAAGAAUGCCGAACAAGGCGCUCAAACCACUCUGUAUCUCGCUGCUAAUCGCAGUGUGACCACGGGCGGAGAGUACUGGGCCGACUGCAAGAUGAUCAAGAAUGCCCACAAGGAGGAAUACAACACCGAAAUGCAAGAUCAACUUUACGAGAUCAGUCGCAACGCUGUUCAAGAAUUUUUGUAA